Molecule: messenger RNA, 1361 nt
Organism: Ciona intestinalis (vase tunicate)
Lineage: Eukaryota; Metazoa; Chordata; Ascidiacea; Phlebobranchia; Cionidae
Product: annexin A13-like
Biological process (GO): endosome transport via multivesicular body sorting pathway
Cellular component (GO): cytoplasm; plasma membrane; nucleus
Molecular function (GO): phosphatidylserine binding; calcium ion binding; calcium-dependent phospholipid binding
Source: RefSeq, a predicted model, not a curated record
ACACUCUGCGUUGGUGGAUUCUUUUAAUUAUUAAGCUCUGACGUCGUUGCCGAGAAACAAAGGGCUCGGUGUAUUGAAGGGGCGGCGACACCCGAUAUAACGUGAUCUGGCUCACUCUGGUUUCGUUUUAAGUGAAAGCAACAGCUCAAAUUUGACUUUGCCAACAGAGAUCGCAAGACAGAAUGGGAAACCUUGAAUCCAACCCCACAGUUACUCCCACUGAUGACUUCGACCCUGAACAAGAUUGCAAUCGUCUUCAAUGAAGCGAUGGACGGCCUUGGAACGAAUGAACGACCGAUUAUUCGAAUCAUUACUCGCCGCUCCACAACGCAGCGUCAAAUACUGAAGCGGCAAUAUGAAGACAUGUUUGGUGAAGAUUUGGUUGACCGUCUCAAAGGUGAACUGAAAGGAGAUUUCGAAGAUACCGUUACAGCUAUUAUGGACAGACCUGUCGUAUACGAUGCGAAACAGUUGCGUAAAGCUAUGGCCGGUCCAGGCACCAAUGAUGAAAUAUUGAUCGAAAUUUUGUGCGCUAGGUCAAACGAAAAGAUCAACCAGAUCAGAGUGGCUUAUAACGAACUCUUCGAUCGUAGUCUUGCCGACGACCUACGUGAUGAAACAUCAGGGGAUUUCAAACAUUUGUUGAUGAUGUUAACACUGGCUGAACGUGAUGAACUCUUCGAAGUUGAUGAAGGACAAGCAGAAGCCGAUGCUCAGGCAAUCUACGAUGCUGGUGAGAACCGUUGGUUUGGAACGGAUGAAGACGAGUUCACCAAAGUACUGGCAACACGAAGCUAUCUCCAGUUGAGAUGGAUAUUCAAUAAAUAUGACGACAUCGCUGGGAAUUCAUUUGAAGACGCAAUUGACAGUGAAACAUCUGGUAACCUUCAAACUGCCUACAAAGCCAUCGUUUCUCUCACGAAAGAUCAUCAUGGUUAUUAUGCACAAAAGCUCCAUGAAGCAAUGCGAGGGAUUGGCACAGAUGAGGACGCACUGACUCGGCACAUCGUUGGAAGAUCCGAGAUUGACUUGGCUGACAUAAAAGACAAAUACGCGGAAAUGUUUGGCAACGGUUUGUGGGAGGAUCUGUCGGAUGAAUGCUCCGGCGACUACAAGCGGCUUCUCCUGGCUCUUAUAAAAGAAUAAACGUUUGGGUUUUACCCAGCUUAAAACUUGUUGUUUAAUUCGCUAUGUAUUUAUAACCAAACGAUGUAUGUUUGACAUAUUGAUUUACGGCUAAGCGUAUUGUCACUUUCGACAUUCGCACUCUAAACCAUGUAAAGUGCCUGUAAUUGUAACGCAAUAAUUAUAACCAAAGGAAGGUAUAAUAAAAUCAACCGCAACAUAACGGUGGGCAUUUC